CUGGCAAACUGUCAGUGUGGGCACCUGAGGUUUUAAGGAAAUCAUCUAGCGAGUCAUUAGGGAGAUUCCAUGCGUAGUCGUGAACUUAGACAAACUACAACCCUAGGGUCAAGGAGAUGCAUCAGGGUCGUUUAAGGCUGCGACCAUGGCUUGAAGAGCAGAUACAGUCUGGGAAGUAUCCAGGAGUCAACUGGCUUGAUGAGACAGCUCAGGUUUUUCAGAUUCCUUGGAAGCAUGCAGCUCGACAUGGUUGGAAUAUAGACAAGGACGCCACUUUGUUCCGAAACUGGGCAAUGCACACAGGCAGAUACAAACCUGGUAUAGACAAGCCUGAUCCUAAAACAUGGAAAGCCAACUUCAGAUGUGCCCUUAACUCUCUACCAGAUGUGAAAGAGCUACAAGACAAGAGCAUUAAGAAGGGAAGUAAUGCCUUCAGGGUUUACAUGAUGCUACCAGUUAAAAGUACCAAACAACAAAAAGGACUACCGGAAUCAGAAGGUGCUAGUCAGACCUCCCUCUCAGGAACCGAGGCAGGUUCUUGUGCUCCAUUGGAUAGGUUUGCAGAGGUGUUCCUGAAGUACAGAGGUGGGCAGGCCAAUCACAGUCCUGCAAUCUUUCAUGUCAAAGACAAUCAAACUCCCUGCAACACCAUAAAGGAGGAAUGGUCACCAGAGCAGUCGUACUCACACCAGUCUUCCUUCACAUCUGAAGUACAUGAAAGCUCUGAUACGACUGUGAAUGACAACGAGCAAGCAGAAGCUGUAUUCAAGAUAGUUGAUCAUCUAAAAACCAUGGAGCACUGGAACCAGUCUAGUGACAACAGAAACUGGAGGCCGGCAGCUUCCAGCUGGUUGGACUGUUACUGUGAGGACAUGGAUUACCUGGGGUACCCCAUGCAGACAGACUGCUUCACACACAGCGCAGCGCAAAGACCGUUUCUAUAAGACGUUGGAGCUACAUGCAACAGACUGCCAUGAUUAAGUCCUUGAAAAAGGUGAAGACCCCAUUCCAAGACACAUCUCUAAUACUGCGUUCACACGAACUACGAGACAACGAUCAAACCAGAGAGCACACCCCAUGUAGCCCAGUACGAUCCAGCCGUCUAGGCCUUUCAUCUGGGGACUAGUUGCAACGCAGCAUGGAUUUGAAUCUAGACCACUGCUUUUUCAGCCAGAAGUCUCGCUUUCCCCACUGAAUCUAAUCUAAUUAACCAUGCAGAUGCCCAAAAGUAUGCACAUCUGUUUGUAUCUGGGUGUACACUCAACACAUGUAUAAACUUGAGGGCUACAUCUCAUUAAUAUGAACAAGCUAUAACGGUAAAUGUAGAUUUGUUUUUUUUGUCACUAAAAUGUUUGCCUUUUAUUAAACUUAAUUGACACAAUAGGCCUACGAAUUGUUUUUACUGGAAAUACUAACAUUUCUCAGAG
Molecule: messenger RNA, 1427 nt
Organism: Esox lucius (northern pike)
Lineage: Eukaryota; Metazoa; Chordata; Actinopteri; Esociformes; Esocidae
Gene: irf1a
Product: interferon regulatory factor 1a
Exons: 9
Coding region: 117-944 (275 amino acids)
Biological process (GO): regulation of transcription by RNA polymerase II; immune system process
Cellular component (GO): nucleus
Molecular function (GO): RNA polymerase II cis-regulatory region sequence-specific DNA binding; DNA-binding transcription factor activity, RNA polymerase II-specific
Source: RefSeq, a predicted model, not a curated record